AUGACUUACGACAAAGUUGCAAACGCAGCGACACCGUUUGCGCUCUCUGGCCAAGCAAAUGACAACUCUCAGAUUCUUCCUCGAUGCGAGAUCAAUUGUGACAUGGGAGAAGGCUUCGGUCCGUGGAAAAUGGGUCCUGAUGCAGAGCUCAUGCCUCUUAUCGACACUGCCAACAUAGCUUGCGGGGGCCAUGCUGGAGAUCCCAGAAUCAUGAGGGAAACCAUCCAGCUCGCCAAAAAGCACGGCGUUCGAGUUGGAGCCCAUCCAGGUUUACCUGACAAGGUUGGAUUUGGCCGGAGACAAUGGGCGCUCUCGCCUCAGGACGUAUACGACUUGGUGUUGUACCAAGUCGGAGCCUUGAAGGCAUUCUUAGAUGCGGAAGGUAUGCCAUUACUGUACAUUAAGCCACAUGGCGAGUUGUUCUUUUACGUUGAGAGAGAUGAAGAGAUCAUGCAUGCGGUGUUAGACGCAGCAAAGGUGUUUGGCGUUCCAGUGAUGGCCGGUAAGAGUGUCAGGUAUGAGCAAGUGGCCAAGAAAGAGGGUGUGCAAUUCAUACAAGAGUUCUACCCAGACCUCAAUUACAAUUCCGAAGGUAAGCUCGUCAAGAUAUUUGCUGGUCCCAAAAGCGCACGUACGCCGGAAACAAUCAUGAACGCGGUGUUACAGGCUGGCUUCGCUGAUCAAACGGUAGACACCGAGGACAAGCCUAUGAAUCUCAACUUUGGGGGUGCUCCAUUCACCGUGUGCUUGCAUCUGGACAUGCCCACUGCUCUUGAGAAUGCACGCAAAACCAGGGCUGCCAUCGACGAGAUCAAUGCUGCAAGGGGGUAUGCCGCCAAGUAG
Molecule: messenger RNA, 843 nt
Organism: Meyerozyma guilliermondii ATCC 6260
Lineage: Eukaryota; Fungi; Ascomycota; Pichiomycetes; Serinales; Debaryomycetaceae
Product: LamB/YcsF family protein
Exons: 1
Coding region: 1-843 (280 amino acids)
Biological process (GO): carbohydrate metabolic process
Source: RefSeq, a predicted model, not a curated record